Molecule: messenger RNA, 976 nt
Organism: Nothobranchius furzeri (turquoise killifish)
Lineage: Eukaryota; Metazoa; Chordata; Actinopteri; Cyprinodontiformes; Nothobranchiidae
Product: dehydrogenase/reductase SDR family member 11
Source: RefSeq, a predicted model, not a curated record
CGUUCAGGAGCGCUAUAAACUCUGCGCUCCCUCCGUUGUGCGUCUCACUCUCUCCCUGUCUUUCGCUCCAUCUCACUCUCGGUUCUCCGCGUCUUCUGAAGCAGCUCGCCGGUGUUUCGGUCGUGAUGAACCGCUGGAAGGGCAGAACGGCGCUGGUGACCGGAGCCUCGGCCGGGAUCGGAGCAGUCAUCGCCAAGGAGCUGGUCCGCCACGGGAUGAAGGUGGUGGGCUGCGCCAGGAACGUGGAGAAAAUCCAGCAACUGGCUGAGGAGUGUAAGAAGGCGGACUGCGCCGGGUCCCUGAUCCCCAUGAAGUGCGACCUGACCAACCCGGAGGAGAUCCAGUCCAUGUUCUCGGCCAUCAAGCAGCAGCUGAAAGGCGUGGACGUGUGCAUCAACAACGCCGGCCUGGCCAACGCCGAGCCUCUGCUGACCGGCAAGACCAGCGGCUGGAAGAACAUGCUGGAUGUGAACAUCCUGGCUCUGAGCAUCUGCACCCGUGAGGCGUACCAGUCCAUGAAGGAGCGAGGCGUCGAUGACGGCCACAUCAUCAACUUGAACAGCAUCUGCGGACACUAUGUGCUCAACAUGCCUGACGCGCACUUCUACACGGGCACCAAGUACGCCGUGACCGCCCUGACCGACGGCCUGAGGCAGGAGCUGAGGGGGGCCAAGACCCACAUCAAAGCCACAUGCAUUUCUCCGGGUGUGGUGGAGACCGAGUUCGCGUCGAGGCUCUUCAAAGACAGCCCGGAUAAAGCUGCAGCCUUGUACUCCCAGUAUAAGCCGCUGCAAGCCAUAGACAUCUCUAACGCCAUCAUUUACGCCCUCAGCGCUCCGCCUCACGUGCAGGUUGGGGACAUGGUGAUUUGGCCCGUGGAGCAAGAUGCAGUUUAAACACUUGGCCUGAGUUUUUUCUCUGAACGUAACACGAGCGUCUUCACUGAAAAAGAAUAAAGUCUUGAUUUAAUGAUUAA